This is a messenger RNA of Asparagus officinalis (garden asparagus), 357 nucleotides long. Its product is annotated as HD domain-containing protein 2-like. The record is from RefSeq and is a predicted model, not a curated record. Gene Ontology annotation, cellular component: cytoplasm. NCBI's taxonomy places the organism in Eukaryota, Viridiplantae, Streptophyta, Magnoliopsida, Asparagales, Asparagaceae. Gene Ontology annotation, molecular function: 5'-deoxynucleotidase activity. The coding region runs from base 1 to 357 and encodes 118 amino acids. The transcript has a single exon.
AUGGAUAUUAUACAUGAUAUUCCCAAAGAGGUUGUGAGCGAUAUUGCACAUAUUGAUGUUGUCCCGAUGGAGGAAAAGGAUAAAAUAGAAAGUGAGGCAAUUGAUGAUAUGUGUAAAUUGCUUAGUGGAGGGUCCAAAACAAAGGAGAUGGAGUGCGAAGAAAAUUCUUCUUUUGAAAUAAAGAGCAUCAAUAGCUUCGACAAGAUUGAGAUGAAACUUCAGGCACAAGAGUAUGAAAAGCAACAAGGAAAAUAUUUUGAGAAGUUUUUUAAGUCAGUUGUAGAUCCACAUGCCGUCAGUCACAUAAACAUGGUGUGGGAAAGAUUUAUUCAAAAGUUUAAUUCAGAGAAGCCCUAG